Molecule: messenger RNA, 439 nt
Organism: Nematolebias whitei (Rio pearlfish)
Lineage: Eukaryota; Metazoa; Chordata; Actinopteri; Cyprinodontiformes; Rivulidae
Product: protein spinster homolog 1
Biological process (GO): transmembrane transport
Cellular component (GO): membrane
Molecular function (GO): transmembrane transporter activity
Source: RefSeq, a predicted model, not a curated record
AAUAUGGCGGUGGGUAAGAGGCUUCGUCUGGGAAGGUUUUAGUAAACUUUCCUCCUCCGUGGAGUCCGUGAAAGUGUUUGUUUUUACACUGACAACAUGAGCUUUAAAUAAGUUUUAAAAGUUUGAUUCAGAAGGUUUCAAACCGGCAGCGCGAGGAGGAAGAGCCACGAUCCAUCUAGACAGUGAGGGGAAUCGCAGCAUUGCCAGGAAUUUACUAUAAUUUUUAAUCAAGCCAUGGGGGAGCACACCCCAGACUCGGCGCCAAUUCUCUCCUCUGACAGCGAAGCUGACGUUCCGGAUGAUCAUGACGGGGUGGCAGCUCAGCAGCAACAAGAAGAAGAGUUUGCCAGCGGGGUGUCCCAGGUUCGAGCGGUGCUGACCGUUCUCAUCCUCUGUUACAUCAACCUGCUCAACUACAUGGACCGCUUCACUGUGGCAG